AUGGCAUUGAAGGCCUCCAGCAAACAGCGAGUGAGGGACGGUGCUCAAGCAAGCAACAAGGGUCGGGACCUUCAGCAAGCAUCGAGGGACGGGGCCUCUAGCAAACAGAGAGGGACAAGCCUCCAGCAAGCGGUGAGGAUAGGGAGCCUCCAGCAAGCAGCGAGGGUAGGGAGCUUACUGCAAGUAGCGGGGGGUAAGGAGCCUACUGCAAGCACCAAGGAUAGGGGGCCUCCAGUAAGCAGUGAGGGUAGAGAGCCUAUAGCAAGCACCAAGGGUAGGGGGCCUCCAGUAAGCAGUGAGGGUAGAGAGCCUAUAGCAAGCACCAAGGGUAGGGGGCCUCCAGUAAGCAGUGAGGGUAGAGAGCCUAUAGCAAGCACCAAGGGUAGGGGGCCUCCAGUAAGCAGCGAGGGGUAG
Messenger RNA from Procambarus clarkii (red swamp crayfish), 414 nucleotides. NCBI's taxonomy places the organism in Eukaryota, Metazoa, Arthropoda, Malacostraca, Decapoda, Cambaridae. The record is from RefSeq and is a predicted model, not a curated record.